Canis lupus familiaris (dog) is the source of this 724-nucleotide messenger RNA. Its product is annotated as transcription factor BTF3 homolog 4. The record is from RefSeq and is a predicted model, not a curated record. Lineage: Eukaryota; Metazoa; Chordata; Mammalia; Carnivora; Canidae. The transcript has a single exon. Bases 23 to 496 code for a protein of 157 amino acids.
CUGCUUCAGAUUUACCAACAGCAUGAAUCAAGAAAAGUUAGCCAAACUUCAGGCUCAGGUCCAGAUAGGGGGCAAGGGUACAGCUCGCAGAAAGAAGGUGGUACAUAGAACAGCUACAGCUGAUGACAAAAAACUUCAGAGUUCUCUAAAAAAACUGGCUGUGAAUAAUAUAGCUGGUAUCGAAGAGGUGAACAUGAUUAAAGAUGAUGGGACAGUUAUUCAUUUCAACAAUCCCAAAGUCCAAGCUUCCCUUUCUGCUAACACCUUUGCAAUUACUGGUCAUGCAGAAGCCAAACCAAUCACAGAAAUGCUUCCUGGAAUAUUAAGUCAGCUUGGGGCUGACAGCUUAACAAGUCUUAGGAAGUUAGCUGAACAGUUCCCUCGGCAAGUGUUGGAUAGCAAAGCACCAAAACCAGAAGACACUGAUGAAGAGGAUGAUGAUGUUCCAGAUCUUGUAGAAAAUUUUGAUGAGGCAUCAAAGAAUGAAGCUAACUAAAAUUUUUUCUGGUGUUUGGAAGCUGGCAUGGACUAGAUUUAACAAAUCAGCUAUGUGGUUCCAAAGUUUUACAGACAUGGAGAACAUCAACUGUUACUAGUUCAGUAAUAUAAAUAUUUUGUAUAUUAAUAAUGCUGUUUGUUCAGCAUUUUUCGGUCAUUUGAUUUUGCGUUUUGCACUUCCUCCCAGGAUCUAUUCUUUUGGUCAAAAUACGAAGUAUUGGUGCAA